Messenger RNA from Vespa velutina, 1351 nucleotides. Its product is annotated as pro-resilin-like. The record is from RefSeq and is a predicted model, not a curated record. Bases 389 to 799 code for a protein of 136 amino acids. Gene Ontology annotation, cellular component: extracellular matrix. NCBI's taxonomy places the organism in Eukaryota, Metazoa, Arthropoda, Insecta, Hymenoptera, Vespidae. The transcript is spliced from 4 exons.
AUUAUAAAUGGUUAUACAAAUUAAAUAACAAAAUUAUAUUAUAUGAUGAACAGUUUUAAAUCAUUGGACUAGAACUUAUGCAAAACGUUACGUUUACGGAAAGAUGAUAGUGAAAAAUAAGAACGAUUUUUAUAUUUAUAAAUAUAUAAUAUAGAAAUUCAAUAGUCACAAUGUAAAUUACGAAGAAGUUUUGAUUAACGCGAUUUAAGCAACUUGGAACAAUAGACGAUAAAUAUUACAAAGUAUCAGGAACUACUCUUCCACAAUAACCGUGCUUCCAUUUCUACUUUUAAAAGAUGCAAUCGGGAACGUGGUGUAUAAAACCCGGUGAUGCUGUAACGCAGAGUUAUUUCAGUUUUGAACACUUGAAGAUUAGGACGAUCUGCCAAUGAUUCGAAAGGCAUUAUUACUAGCAACGAUGCUGAUAGGAAUUCGAGGCGAACCUCAAGGACCUGCUUAUCUUCCUCCUAGUGUAUCUCGUCCUCCUGGUACACCUGGAGGCGGGACAGGACAUCCAGACGAAUGGGCUGGGGAUCCAGCAAACUAUGAGUUUUCAUACGAAGUGCAAGAUGCUGUUGCUGGUUUAGAUUUCGGUCAUCGUGAAAUGCGAAAAGACCAAGAAGCAACUGGUACAUAUCACGUUCUACUUCCCGAUGGUAGAACACAAAUAAUUGAUUAUGUUGCUGAUAAUGCUGGUUAUCGGCCAAUGGUACGAUACGAAGGAACAGCAACUUAUCCAGCACCAGCACCGUCUGCUGGUGGUGGCGGUGGAGGCGGAGAUGAUGGUUAUAGAUAUUAAUAAUAUAAUUACAUAAAAGAAGAUUGUAUUAAAACACUUUGAAUUUUAUUAAAUUAAAAAUUAAUUUUUUUUAUUGGUGAACACGUCAAAUCGGAGUUUGCGAAAUCACAUUGGUGGUACAAGCAAUUUUUAAAUAUUUCGAUAACUCCGUCAUUAUUUGUGUUCCAAUUGUUUCUACGUACACAUUGAAAGUUUGUAAUAAAUUUAUUAAAUAUUACAAUGAUAUUAUAUACGAUAUACAUGCUUUGUGAAAAUUUAUUAGACAAUUUAUUGGAAAAUGAAUUGGAAAAUUUAUUAGAAAUUAGCAUAUACCAAAUGCGUUGAUCGCAAAAUAAAAUGUAGCGACUUGUGUAUGUACAAGAUAUUUAAUAAUGUAUGUAUGCAAUGUAUUUUGAAUAUCGAUAAUCGCAUAUCGCACAAUAUUCAGAGUCAAAAAGUUGCAACAAAUUUCAACGGAUAGAUAUAUUGAUAAAUAUUGAAUAUUGCGGUUAUAUAUGUCUUCAUCGAGAAAAUGCCGAUAAUUUAUAAUAAAUAAAAAAAGGUGAAUAUUUA